UCAAGUCGCAGGCAGCAGUCACAGAUUCGUCCUCUGCCAACUCCUUCAUUUGCGAUCCAGAAAUGAGGAGCUUUGCUGCGAUGUCGCGCGAUCCUCCUGCUCGGCACAUCUUUGCUGCCCCUUCUGGCCACAGCGCGCAAUGAACAACCCAGUGGCUCCAGAGCUCAGCUCGGAUGUGCGCGGCUCCUUCCUUCUCUCGCUCGCUAAAGCGUCUUCAUGCCCGGUUCGCCCCCAUCCAUGCCAGGCUCGUGAAAGAGAGAGGAGGGGAGGCAAGCGGGGAAACUUUCUGAAGACAUCGCCUGGGGUCCGACGGCGCCGGCAGCAUGGGAUCGAUGGCUUCCAGAAUCCUGGCAUACAUGUACUUGGGACUCAAGAUUCUCAUCUACACCUGUGUGGACCACGGACACCCCCACCCUCAGCCCUGUCACAUCCUGGCACGGAUAGGGCACACGGUGCGUCUGGGCGUGCUGUUGCCCAGUCGCCAGCCGGCACGAGUGCACAGCGCCCUGAACCGCGCCCUCAGUGGUCUCGCUCAAACUCGGGAGGGCAGCCUUCUGCCGUACAACCUGAGUCUGGAACUGGUGCCCGGGGAGCCGCUGGACGGAGACCCCGAGACGCUCUUCACCUGCGUGUGCCAGGCCAUCGUGGCGCAGGGGGUCUCCGCAGUGCUGGCCUUCCCCCAGGGUUUGGAAGAGCUCAUCCAAGUGGAUUUUAUGUCUGCCUUUUUGGAAGUACCUUUCAUUAGCAUACUGGAACGCGGGGAAGCCCUGGACACCAAGAACCCGUUCCACCUGCAGAUGCUGACCCGCAGCCCACCGAGGUCGCUGGCCGAGUUGCUGCUGAGCGUCCUUCACCGAAGCUCCUGGCAGGAGGCCACGGCCGUGCUGUGCCAAGGCUGGCAAGACCUGGACAUUUUAGAGCUCCUCAGCACCCAUGAACACGACUGCCCAUUGCUGCUGCGAGCGGUCCUUGACAUGACCGCCUGGGGUCCCGAGCAGGACGAGGACAUGGAGGACUAUUUGAAUGACCACUUCAAGUCGCUGCCUCCUUCCACUGCACUGUUGCUGGGCACAGACCCCCAGUGCAUCUCUAACGUCCUCCUGACCGCCCAGAAGCUCGGCCUGACCUUGCCCACGGUCCACUGGGUGGUGGCAUACCCUUUGAAUCCUGAGGCCCUGCACAGCAUCGGCCUGCCUUACGGGCUGCUGGCCUACGGGGAGGUGAACCUCAAGCCCCUGGACUUCUACAUUCAGGACGCCAUCGAACUGCUGGCCCGGGCCAUCUCUGUGGCAGUCAAGCAGCAACCCGAGCUGGCCCUCCUUCAGACGGUGGUCAACUGCUUCGAGAAGAGGAGAUACGACAGGAGCCUGACGUCUGGGAGGUAUCUGUCCAGGUUUCUGGCCAACACCUCCUUCGACGGGGUGACCGGACAUGUGUCAGUUGCCAACGUCUCUCUGGUGCUGACCACCCAUACCUUCCACAUCUGGAGCCUACAGCGGGACCCCUUGGGCCAGCCCUCCUGGGUCACAGUGGGCACCUGGCAGUGCGGCCACCUGGAGAUCGAGGAGCAGAGUUUCUGGCAGGGCCGAGGGCCAUGGAGACGGUGGGCCAGUGAGGCGGGCUGGAAGGGUGGCCGUUGGGAUGGCAUCUCCAGAAGCCAUUUGCGAGUGGUCACCUUGGUGGAGCACCCGUUUGUCUUCACGCGUGAAGUGGAUGAGGAUGGCAGUUGUCCAGCGGGGCAGUUCUGCCUGGACCCCCGAACCAAUGACUCUGAGGUGCUGGACCGCCUGUUCCAGGAGUUGUCUCAGGAGAACAGCACAGCGGUGCCCCCUGCCCUCCGCAAGUGCUGCUACGGGUACUGCAUCGACCUGCUGGAGAAGCUGGCCGAGGACUUGCGCUUUGACUUCGACCUCUACAUCGUCGGCGAUGGCAAGUACGGCGCCUGGAAGAACGGCCGCUGGACAGGCCUGGUGGGGGACCUCCUGAGCGGAGCCGCAGACUUGGCAGUCACCAGCUUCAGCAUCAACUCGGCCCGCAGCAAAGUCAUGGACUUCACCAGCCCCUUCUUCUCCACAAGCCUGGGCAUCUUAGUGCGGAGCAAAGACACGGCCGCCCCCAUUGGCGCCUUCAUGUGGCCUUUGCACUGGUCCAUGUGGGUGGGCAUCUUCAUGGCGCUCCACCUCACCGCCCUCUUCCUCACGCUUUAUGAGUGGAAGAGCCCGUUUGGCAUGACCCCUCACGGACGCAACCGCAAAAAGGUCUUCUCGUACUCCUCGGCCCUCAACCUGUGCUAUGCCAUCUUGUUCGGCCGGACUGUCUCCAGCAAGACCCCCAAAUGUUGGACGGGACGCUUCCUCAUGAACCUGUGGGCCAUUUUCUGCCUUCUGGUCCUCUCCAGCUACACGGCCAACCUGGCCGCCGUCAUGGUGGGUGAAAAGACCUUCGAGGAGCUUUCAGGAAUUCAUGAUGCCAAGCUUCACCACCCCUCGCAGGGCUUUCGCUUCGGGACGGUGCGGGAGAGCAGCGCCGAGGACUACAUGAAGAAGAGCUUCCCGGAGAUGCACGAGUACAUGCGGCGCUUCAACGAGCCCACCACGCCGGACGGAGUGGCCACGCUCAAGACAGAUCCGCCUCAGCUGGACGCCUUCAUCAUGGACAAGGCCCUCCUGGACUACGAGGUGUCCAUCGAUGCCGACUGUAAGCUGCUGACGGUGGGCAAGCCGUUUGCGAUUGAGGGUUAUGGCAUCGGGCUGCCCCAGAACUCACCGUUCACCUCCAAUCUCUCCGAGUUCAUCAGCCGUUACAAGUCCGAUGGCUUCAUGGACAUGCUGCACGACAAGUGGUACAAGGUGAUCCCCUGCGGCAAGAGGGUGUUUGCCGUCACCGAGACUUUGCAGAUGGGGAUCCAGCACUUCUCGGGGCUCUUCGUCCUCCUGAGCGUCGGGGUCUCAGGGGCCUUGCUGACCCUCGCCGGAGAGCACGCCUUCUACCGCUUCAUUCUGCCUCACAUCCGCAGACGGCAGAAGUUCAAGUACUGGCUCCAUACCAGUCAGAAGAUCCACCGCGCUCUGAACAUGACCUACGAGGACGUGAAGAACCAAAGGGCCAAAGCAGAAAAAAGCUGCAAUCUUCAGAAGACUCAAGCCGUGAACCCCCCCCGGGGGCCGUCGCUCCUGAGGUCCCACCUCCAAUCCAACUGGAAUAACGAGAAGACCAAGAGUGUCCCGGACAAGAAGGACAACAAGCGCGUGCACUUCAACCUGGAGACCCUCAACAGCAGCCGGCUGCUGGCUCAAGCCAUCUCUAAGGGCCGAGGGGGCGGGCCGGCCAGCCAGCCGUCCAGGCCUUGUGAGAAUGGCGGCCCGGUGGCUCAGAGACCCCCGGCAGUCUCAAGACCCCCUGCACCACCAGCGACGUCACCACCACCUCAGCAGAAUGAGCUCCUCGAACUGCAGAAGCGCAUCAGCGACAUCCAAGGCCAACUUCAGACCCUCCUGGCAAAGAAGGAGGAGUUGGAGUCACGGCUGGAGCAGGAGAAGGACAAGGACAAGGACACCGAGAAGGACAAGCAGAAGGAGGGUCCAGCCAACACCGGCACUGGCGAGUCCGUGACAGAGACCCCCUCAGAUGUACCUCCUGCCAAAGACAUUAAGGAGGACAGGUGAUGGGGUCAGCCACCUGGUGCCAAAGACGAUGUCCAGCAGGAGCUGUCCACAGGUCUGGGCUUCCGGGGGCCCCAGGCGACCAUCGGUGGUGGGCAACGCACGGGGACAGGGGACCUCGUUGGCUUCUCCUCUCCUCCUCUUCGUAACCCCACUCUUCAGACUCGCUAUUGCCCCCCGCCCCACCCCACUCCCCACCCAAGUAAAUUCAUGCAGAACGUGUGGCCGGUCGCCAGCAGUAGGGGGCGCCAUUAGAUGCAAUAAUUCACGAGGACUCAGGGGGGCGCUGUGCAUGGCUUCUGAUGCAUGGGUUGAGGACAAAGCCGUUCCGAACUCCAGGGGACGCAGCGACCGGCCGCACCGGCUGAAGACCCGGGGAAGAGGCUGUGCCAACAGAGUCACUCGAGUGCCACAUGUCACCAGAGCAGCUUGAGUGGCCGAAGACGAAUCUCGGUGCCACGUCAUUGACUUUUUUAAAUGAGCGACUCUUUAACGAGGGACAUUUGUAGUUUACUCUCUCUUUUUUUUUUCUUUCUCCUUUCUGCACAAAAAUAUAU
Erpetoichthys calabaricus (reedfish) is the source of this 4219-nucleotide messenger RNA. It is a transcript of the gene grin3bb, whose product is annotated as glutamate receptor, ionotropic, N-methyl-D-aspartate 3Bb. Gene Ontology annotation, cellular component: plasma membrane; postsynaptic membrane. The coding region runs from base 324 to 3665 and encodes 1113 amino acids. The record is from RefSeq and is a predicted model, not a curated record. The transcript is spliced from 9 exons. Gene Ontology annotation, molecular function: transmitter-gated monoatomic ion channel activity involved in regulation of postsynaptic membrane potential; NMDA glutamate receptor activity. NCBI's taxonomy places the organism in Eukaryota, Metazoa, Chordata, Cladistia, Polypteriformes, Polypteridae. Gene Ontology annotation, biological process: ionotropic glutamate receptor signaling pathway; monoatomic ion transport; synaptic transmission, glutamatergic.